AUGGAAGGCCCAUCAGGAUGGAACGUAAUGCCCGUCGAGGUUCUCGAAGAUAUUUUCAAGCAUCUUCCAGCCAAAAAUAAAGGACGUUGCUCACAAGUGUGCCGCCAAUGGAACGAAGGAUUCAAAUCCGAUUUCUCUUGGCGUACAUUCACCUUCAAAGACGGCGUUUUCGUUCGCCGCAAGUUCACCCAACACUCCGGUUGGCAAUAUCACAUUGAUCAUUGGCGAUUGAAAAAUCUCAUAACCAACAAGACCAAGGCUUGGAGAGUAUUGAACGUGGAGCCAGUCAACAACAUCUUCAACCUCUAUGAAUUCUUCAGAGUGUUGGCCAACUACUCCGAGCACUAUGAGAAAUUCAGCGCAACGGAGAGACCAAUCGGAAAAAUCCACACGUUCAACUUCAAGUGGCACCUCCACGUUGACCAAAAUGAGACUGGUGGUUUGAUUGAGGAUAAAGAUGUCGGUACCGGCGGUCAAAUUCUCGGAAGUCUCAACAACGUCCUGAAAUACCUCCAUGGACUCAAGUCGCUGAAUUUGGUUGAUCUUCAGCUCACUCAUCAAGAAGCGGAUGAAUUCUUGGCGACUCUAUUGGAAAAGUUCCAUGAGAAGUUGACCUACUUGAGUCUGCUAAACGUUACACUCUUUCCAAAGCCAAUCCUUCAAGUUGGAUGUUUUCUAAAGCUCCGUAAGCUGUUGGUGUCGCCGCAGAUGUUGUGCACCGACACGCUUUCAGCGAUCGCUUGCCUCGAGCAUCUGGAGAAUCUCUCCAUUGUUCAGGAUGAAAAGAGUAGCCAGUCGACGGAUAUAAGCCGGAAUGCGUGGAACAUGUUUGUCAAGCAGAACAUGGAUCGAACACGUGUCUGGCUUAUCCUACGAGGAAAACCGAAAACAUCGCUGAUUAUCCAGCCAGGUGCCCCAGUAUACGGUAUCAGAAUGGAAAAUAGUGCCGGACAGCUUACAAUGGAGCUUGCUGAGCAGAUUGCUAACUACUACUCCGGAUCAUUGCACCACUUCAUACAGAGCGGUCUUGAGAGAAUGAAACGAGGAAAGAAAAUGGAGGAGAGAGUGGAUUCAGCGCUUAUUGAGAUUGUCAGCAGAUGUCCACUCCUAGAGAGAGUCGCCUGCCGUGAAAGACUGUCGUAUGGUACUGCAGUCAUACUGUCAGUGUAUGCAGAAAGGAACGGAUUCAAGGUGUAUCUACGAAAAAACGCCUUGUUGAAAAGAAUUUGCUGGUGUCGCUUCGACAUGGAGACUCAUGGAAUCCUGUUCAACUGGCUGAGAGAAAUGUGCCGCACCGAGGAGCUUGUCACCGAGAGUUUGCAGUACAGUACCAACCAACCAAUGGUGGUUUAUGACGACAGAUCGUAUAAAGCUCUCAACUUGUGA
Molecule: messenger RNA, 1386 nt
Organism: Caenorhabditis remanei
Lineage: Eukaryota; Metazoa; Nematoda; Chromadorea; Rhabditida; Rhabditidae
Exons: 10
Coding region: 1-1386 (461 amino acids)
Molecular function (GO): protein binding
Source: RefSeq, a predicted model, not a curated record